AUGAGCAGGAGAAAUGGUUUAAAUGAAGGAUAUGAAAUAAUGCUGUUUAUACAUAAGGGUAGCAGUAAGUACAAAGCCGCGAUCCACCAUCAACAGUGUUGGAAUCAUUUCAAAAAAAAAAAACAGAGCGAUGUUAUUCAACAGAAAAUGUCAAACGAUAACAACAGGGAUGUUGGAUUAAAUGCAUUUAAAUCUUUUAAUAAAAGAAUGAUAAAUUUGUAUCGUCAUUUGUUAAUGAUCCCUUUUCACUACACAUCAUCAGAAUUAUUUAAAUUCGAUGAUUUAGAACAAGAAGCGAUGGUUUGUAAAUUAGCAAAUCAGGUCAGACAUUGCCUUCUUGUCUCCCACCCCCAUAAAACACUUUCAAAUGCAAUCGAAAAAUAA
Clunio marinus is the source of this 384-nucleotide messenger RNA. NCBI's taxonomy places the organism in Eukaryota, Metazoa, Arthropoda, Insecta, Diptera, Chironomidae. The record is from the annotation of a GenBank genome assembly.